AUGUUUCGUGAGGAAGGAAGUCGAUUGGUGUACGAGUAUGAUACUGAACAGUUCUGGAUCGAGCCGUGGGGCGAAAACGCGUUUCGGAUCCGAGCGACGAAGUGCGCCACCAUGCCGAUGGAGGAUUGGGGUCUCUGUGCCAAGGUAGCGGAUUCGUCGUUUCCAAUGAUUUCUAUCUCGUCUGCCUUUGCAAGUAUUGAUAAUGGUAAAAUCCGGGCGGUCAUUUCUAAAUUUGGGAAGCUGACCAUCUACAACUCCAAUGGCAAAACCCUGCUUGAAGAGUAUACCCGGACUCGCCGGGAUAUCCUAGAUGCCAAAUGCAGCGCCAUUGAGGUUGAGGCUCGCGAGUUCAAACCCAUCCUUGGUGGGGAUUACCAUCUCACCCUGCGACUGGAGAGCGUUGACCCAAAUGAGAAGAUCUUCGGCAUGGGCCAGUAUCAGAUGCCAUACCUUGACCUAAAAGGCCAUGAUCUAGAACUGGCUCAUCGCAACUCUCAGGCCAGUGUGCCCUUUGCACUUUCAUCUCUCGGAUAUGGGUUUCUCUGGAAUAAUCCCGCAAUCGGGCGUGCCGUCCUAGGAAAGAACAUUAUGAGCUUCGAGGCCUAUUCCACUAAAGCAAUGGACUUUUGGAUGGUAGCCGGCGAUUCACCCGCUGAAAUCGAAGAGGCCUAUGCAAAUGCUACAGGCAAAGUGCCGAUGAUGCCCGAAUUUGGUUUAGGAUUUUGGCAGUGUAAGCUGCGGUACCAAACUCAGGAAGAGCUCCUGGGCGUAGCGAGGGAGUAUAAACGCCGGAAAUUACCGAUCGAUCUGAUCGUGAUUGACUUCUUCCACUGGCCCAAGCAAGGAGAGUGGAAAUUUGACCCGGUCUACUGGCCUGAUCCAGGUGCAAUGGUCAAGGAACUGAAGGAAAUGAAGAUUGAAUUGAUGGUUUCUAUCUGGCCGACCGUUGAUAAAAAGUCAGAAAACUACGAAGAGAUGCGCGAAAAAGGUUUUCUGAUUCGCGUUGAUCGAGGUGUUCGAACUGGUCUUGAUUUUGAAGGCGAGACUGUUCAUUUCGACGCCACCAAUCCUAAGGCAAGAGAGUACGUCUGGGGUAAGGUAAGGCAAAACUACUACGAGAAUUACGGAAUCAAAGUGUUCUGGCUUGACGAAGCAGAGCCCGAAUACACAGCCUAUGAUUUCGAUAUCUACCGAUAUCACCUUGGGUCGAACCUUGCUAUCGGAAACAUAUAUCCACGGGACUAUUCCCGGGCUUUCUCCGAAGGAAUGACCCGCGAAGGCCAGCAAAAUGUGGUGAACCUGGUGCGAUGCGCUUGGGUCGGGAGUCAGAAAUACGGCGCACUGGUGUGGAGUGGCGAUAUCGCCUCGUCGUGGAGCAGCCUCCGCAACCAGCUUGUGGCCGGACUCAAUAUGGGCCUAGUGGGUUUCCCCUGGUGGACUACCGACAUCGGGGGCUUCCACGGGGGCGAUCCCACUAGCCCCGACUUCCGCGAACUCUUUGUGCGCUGGUUCCAAUGGGGUACUUUUUGCCCUGUGAUGCGCCUGCAUGGGGAUCGUGAGCCCCGACAGGCGCAGCAAGGUACGACCGGGGGUGCGUCGUGUUGCAGCGGGGCUGAGAACGAAGUCUGGUCUUAUGGACCGGAGGUAUAUGAGAUUUGUAAGAAGUAUAUGCUCAUUCGUGAGGAUCUGCGGCCCUACACCAGGCAGCUGAUGCAGGAGGCUGCCGACAAGGGAACCCCGGUGAUGCGAACGCUUUUCUACCAGUUCCCAUGUGAUGAGAAGUGCUGGGAGGUGACUGAGCAAUAUAUGUAUGGCGACAAAUACUUGUGCUGUCCUGUGCUGGGCGCAGCCGUGGCCACGAUGACAGUAUAUCUUCCAUGUCUUGCUGCAAGGGAACGGUGGAAAGAAUUUGCUGGAGAGGAAAGCUGGGAAGGAGGCCAGCAGAUCGAGAUCGAUUGCGCCAUCGAGACCAUGCCGGUUUCGAAUGACCCGAAGUACCGGGCCCGCAAACGGGUAUAA
Molecule: messenger RNA, 2019 nt
Organism: Penicillium macrosclerotiorum
Lineage: Eukaryota; Fungi; Ascomycota; Eurotiomycetes; Eurotiales; Aspergillaceae
Product: glycoside hydrolase family 31 protein
Exons: 3
Coding region: 1-2019 (672 amino acids)
Biological process (GO): carbohydrate metabolic process
Molecular function (GO): carbohydrate binding; hydrolase activity, hydrolyzing O-glycosyl compounds
Source: RefSeq, a predicted model, not a curated record